Carcharodon carcharias (great white shark) is the source of this 892-nucleotide messenger RNA. It is a transcript of the gene polr2h, whose product is annotated as RNA polymerase II, I and III subunit H. Lineage: Eukaryota; Metazoa; Chordata; Chondrichthyes; Lamniformes; Lamnidae. Gene Ontology annotation, cellular component: RNA polymerase II, core complex; RNA polymerase I complex; RNA polymerase III complex. The record is from RefSeq and is a predicted model, not a curated record. Gene Ontology annotation, biological process: DNA-templated transcription. The coding region runs from base 117 to 569 and encodes 150 amino acids. The transcript has 5 exons. Gene Ontology annotation, molecular function: DNA-directed RNA polymerase activity.
UCCCGGCACGCCUUGCGAAACUGGUCGCUCCCGAACAGGGUGCCUGUUUGGUAGCCGUUGGAAUUUUUCUUGUUUUCUGUUUGCUCGAAGUUAACUUCAGUUUUUCUUGCACAAGGAUGGCGGGGAUUUUAUUUGAGGAUAUUUUUGAUGUGAAAGAUAUUGACCCGGAAGGUAUAAAGUUUGAUAGAGUUUCACGCCUACACUGUGAGAGUGAAUCCUUUAAAAUGGACCUGAUACUUGAUGUGAACAUUCAGAUUUACCCUGUUGAACUUGGUGAUAAGUUUCGUCUUGUAAUAGCGAGUACUUUGUAUGAAGAUGGAACGCCAGAUGAUGGAGAAUACAACCCCACAGAUGACCGGCCAUCAAGGGCAGACCAAUUUGAGUAUGUCAUGUAUGGAAAAGUUUAUAGAAUAGAAGGCGAUGAGAGCUCGACAGAGGCAGCCACAAGACUAUCAGCCUAUGUAUCCUAUGGUGGUCUACUUAUGAGGCUUCAAGGGGAUGCAAAUAAUUUACAUGGCUUUGAGGUGGAUUCCAGAGUGUACCUGCUAAUGAAGAAGCUUGCUUUCUAAGAUACAUGGACAAAGAUGAUGGCAAUCCUAAAGUUUCUUGGCUUAUAAUGAGAUCAAGUUUGUUUGUUGGUAUAUAGCCAACAAAUCAUUUAUCACACUGAAUGUGUAAUUGCCCUACAUUUCCAAUUUCCCUGUUUUAAAGGAGAUUAUGUAGGAAAGUAACCAGUUAAGGAAAAUUAUUCGCCUCACUAUGUGAACUAAAGAAAGUUUUAUUAAGUUGAUAUUAAGUGAAAAGAAAGUGUACUUUCUGUAAUAACGAGUGUACAAAAUGGACGCAUCGGCUAUUGAAUUCUACAGUGUCCAAAUAAAAAUAUGCUUCUUGA